Molecule: messenger RNA, 1899 nt
Organism: Pelobates fuscus (common spadefoot toad)
Lineage: Eukaryota; Metazoa; Chordata; Amphibia; Anura; Pelobatidae
Gene: POMK
Product: protein O-mannose kinase
Exons: 3
Coding region: 161-1222 (353 amino acids)
Biological process (GO): carbohydrate phosphorylation; protein O-linked glycosylation; protein phosphorylation
Cellular component (GO): endoplasmic reticulum membrane
Molecular function (GO): carbohydrate kinase activity; protein kinase activity; ATP binding
Source: RefSeq, a predicted model, not a curated record
AGUUAUUCCAUAGAACGUCUGUACAGGAAACAGAACCACAUGUACUCACUGAGGAUACAUUGUCUAAUGCCUAAUAUACCAAGAGCUAUGUGCUGAAGGAAAGCCACUGUGCUACUGGAAGGGGUCAGAGGAUGCUACCAAUAUUUCGGAGAAAAGAAGGAUGGACAGACGUCAUCAUGCCUUUAAUAAAAAAGGGGACAGCUGGAAUUGUCUCCUGUUGUUGUUUUUUCUGUUAAUCUUCACUGUGGUCUCCAUCAACAUCUUUCUUUAUGUUUACCUCGAUCAAAUGUACCAGCCAUCAAAAUAUAGUCAGGUGGACCCCAGCAUGUGUCUACAAGGCCAUUUCAGGAUGGGAAGGAUGAAGGAUUGUUCCUCCUGGCUGUCCUGCGAGUCAAUCGGAAAGGAAGUCCGGAAAUUAAAACUCGUUGGUGAAGGGGCAGUUAAAAAGGUUUUCUUGGCUGAAUGGAAAGAGAUGAAGGUUGCCUUUUCCCAGCUCACACAGCUAGAGCUUCUGGAUGACUUUGUGCAUGGCUUACGAAUGCUACAGUCCCUGCAGAGUAGGCAUGUAGUGACACUUCUGGGUUUCUGUGAGAAGGAUCAUACCAUCUUAACAGAGUACCAUCCCCUCGGCUCCCUUAAAGACUUGGAUAAAACCUUUGCACUCCCGAGGUAUAAGAGUCUAAAUACGUGGCAGACUCGCUUUAGGCUUGCUAUAGACUAUGUAGGUAUCAUUAAUUACCUACACAAUAGCCCUCUUGGUGUGCUGGUCAUGUGUGACUCCAAUGACUUGAAUAAGGUACUCUCACAGUUUCUAUUGACUAGUGACUUCCAAGUGAUUGCCAAUGACCUGGAUGCUUUGCCUGCAGUAGAUAAAGAUAAGGGCAUAUUGGUCAAAUGUGGCCACAGAGAAAUUACAGGUGACUUUGUUGCUCCGGAACAGCUGUGGCCACAUGGACCUGGAGUGGAAUUUUCGGAUGAUCUCAUGCCUCCUUAUGACGAGAAGACUGACAUUUGGAAGAUCCCAGCUGUGACAGAUUACCUCCUGGGUCAUGUGACUGGAAGUGACAUUGUCCGAUUUCACCUUUUUGACAUACACAGUGAGUGUGGAAAGCAGAACCCGUUGGAGAGGCCCUCCGCUCAGACUGUGUUGGAGACUUACAGAAGAGUCUUUACAUUGUUGAUGAAAGAUAUGGCUGUAUCCGAAACCAGAGAGAUGUUGUGAAGUGUUUGGGGUAUAAUAUCUUAAGAAAGGAAAUGUCCUUUGAAUUCUACAAACGUUUGUUCUUAUGUAGGUGAUAUUUAAGCCUGUUGCUAAGUUUUGCGUUAAGGACAGCUUGAUGAAAUGUUUACUGUAGUCAUGUUUUGUCAGUCACACUGAUGUUGCACCAGUGCUAAAGUCACGCUCUUGAUUAACUUAUGUGUUAAAAUAAACUUGUCACUACUUUCUAAGAUCACCAGUGAUCUAAACAAGGGCUAGGUUGUUACAGAAUUCUUCAGAAUUUUCCUGCAAUGCCCCUAAAAGUUCAUGGCUGGCUAACGUCGGUUCUGUGCAAAACUGAGGGCUGGCGCCAGCAUCUACAACAUGCCGACGCCAGACAGCCAGUGGCUAUACAGCAUCCCUUAAGUCCAUCCUCCCUUCCCCCUUAUGUGAGCGAGUGACAUCAGGCAGGGAGGAUCUUGCAGUAGGGAGAGUUUGGACUCGGUGAUGGGAUGGAGGUGAAUUUUACAGUUUUAUUUUUCAUUUGGGGGUGGACUUCCUCAGAAAGGGUUACUUUAAUCAAAACUUUUAUGUUCAUAAAACACUGGUUUUGGUUAGAGUAACCCUUUAAAUCAUGGGCUGAUAGUUUCAGAACUUCCAGUAUAUUGCUUUAAUUCAAAUGAUGAUAAACGUUGAUUUUU